This is a messenger RNA of Colletotrichum destructivum, 228 nucleotides long. Its product is annotated as Putative P-loop containing nucleoside triphosphate hydrolase. Bases 1 to 228 code for a protein of 75 amino acids. The record is from RefSeq and is a predicted model, not a curated record. Lineage: Eukaryota; Fungi; Ascomycota; Sordariomycetes; Glomerellales; Glomerellaceae. The transcript has 2 exons.
AUGCCGCGCAACCACUUCCCCGGGCUCGUCGGCAAGUCGGACGUCGGCAAGUCCAGCAUUAUGAAAUGGUCCAGCGGAGGUUAUCGACAUUUAUUCCGCGACAAAAUAGCGAUCGUGUCACAGGACACCGCGCUCUUCGAUGUCAGCGUGCGGUUCAACGUGAGCCUAGGCGCCUCGCCGGGCCACGACGUCAUCGUCUCCAUCCCUGACGGCUACGACACCGAGUGA